Ficedula albicollis (Collared flycatcher) is the source of this 1940-nucleotide messenger RNA. RefSeq names its product coiled-coil domain-containing protein 173-like. The record is from RefSeq and is a predicted model, not a curated record. NCBI's taxonomy places the organism in Eukaryota, Metazoa, Chordata, Aves, Passeriformes, Muscicapidae. The coding region runs from base 136 to 990 and encodes 284 amino acids. The transcript has 8 exons.
GGAGCGGUCCCGCGGCCAGCGCCUUUGAGCGGGAGAAGGAGCCCCGAUUUCCCGGGAAGCCGGGCCCCCGCUGAGGAUCCCUCCUCCUCCUUCGGCAGACGUUCCGUCUCCAGAGAGGCGGCGAAGCAGGCCAGGAUGGACCUGGAUGGGCCGGACGCCGCCCGCCAGGACGCAGAGCUGGAGCAUGGCCGCUACCUGAGCCGCCGGGCCGUGGCCCAGGAGCAGCUGGCGCAAAUAAAGGAGCACAAGGAUCAAGCAGAUCUGGCCAGGCUGGAAACCAGAAGAGAAGGGGAACGAAUACAGCGAUCGAGCCAAUUAUACCAGCUGGAAAUUCAGAGAGAAAAAGAAAAGGAACAGGAGAAAAAAGCUGAAUUCCAGAGACAGCAUCAUGAAUAUGUAGCUGAACAAAAAAUAUUUAAAGCUGAAGAGAAAGAAAAGGAAGACAAAGAUGAUGAUCGCAUUAAGGCUUAUAUUAAAGGAAAAGAAAUGAUGGCUGAUCUGGCAAGAGAAAAAUAUGCAGAGACUGACAGGAUGAUACAGAAGCAUAAGGACAAAGCUUUUGAACAAUUAAGUGCACAGAUGAAUGAGACGUUUAAGAUUGAAGAUGAUCGUCUUGCUAGAGGAGCUGCAGAGGUAGAAGUUGAAUACCAAAUGCAAAAUAAAGAGAAAGAAAUUAAAAAAAAGGCUGCUAUUGAAUCUAUUGAAGAACACAGAGUCAGUGUGAUGAAGCUGAAAGAGGAAAAGGAGAGACAGGAGAAAGAAGACGAUGAGAAGGAUCGUAAUCAGUGGAUGACAGAAAAUGGCAUCUACCUGGAAAUGGAAAAAGCUAAGAAACAAAGACAGCGUGAUGCAAACAUGGAAGUACAGAAAAUUCUGCUCCAGCAAAUGGCUGAAAAGCAGGCAAGAAAAGAGCAGGAAAAGCAAGCAGAGUUGGACUACGAUGCUCAGAGAGAGGGUGCUUUUCAUCAGGAUCGAGCAUUUCGGAGAUAAAGACAAAGCAUCUACAAAGGUGUAAGAAGCUAGCCACUCUCUCCUUCCAUGUGCCUGUGAAACCAAUCAGUGCCCAACAGCACAAGCUAACUGUGGAUCAAGUUACAAGACAUGCUGUUUGCUAGAACCUGCCUAUAACUCAAGCUCAAGAAACAAGCGCCUAGCUUGCAACUGUACUGUAGUCUAAUAUUAUUAUGGAACAAAGCAGUAGAUUCUUUUCAGAAAGUGAAGAGGUAACAACCAAAGGUAACCUAUCAGUUCAUAUGUACUGUACUCCUUGAAUAUUGCUGGGCCUCCAGGCUUAAUUCAAACCUUUUGUUUUGACUUGAAAAAUAAAUCUUACUGAGCAAACAAAAUUGAGUACAUCUGUCUACAACAAUAAAAUCCAUGUUGACUGUACCUUUUAUUUGUGACAGUUGUUCUACUUACUUUUACUUUGGAGGAUGCAAUGGAAGGUAGAAAUAUUAUCUUGAGAAGUUGUGGCAUUGGCUGAGUCUUUUAAUCCCUUAUGGGAGAUGUCUGCAACAAGACUGUGUAUCUAGCACCCCAGCUACCCUGGCUGACCACAGGAAAUGGGAAAAACACUCUUCUGUCAUUUCCUAAGCACUCUGCUGCCAACCAGCCAGGCUGUGAUACUGCUGUAAGUGACUUUUUGAUUGAAAAUUGUUCUUUCACUCAAAUUCUAAACUGACUGUAAGCUGUGUUACCACUCCAUUUACAUUCAUAUUGAACAGAUAGUUCUUCUGUAACUAGUGAAAACUAUUCUGCUUCACAUUCAUACACACACACAAAGACUUGCAUUUUUUCAAGUAGAAGACCACAGCUGGCAACAAGCAGAAUUUGCAAUUAAGACACUAGGUCAACUUCAUUACAUGGCUGCAUUUUUAUAUGUUACCAUAUAGUAAUAAUAAACUGUCAUUUGCCAUUCUGUUGUAGAAAUUCUUAAUUGU